AUGGCGCAACAUUCUGAUAUCGCUCGAUCGGCCAUCAUGACCAACGCAGUUGCUCCUGACUCGUCGCGGAACGGAGACAAGACCAACGGCGUCAACGGUCACAGUCUCAGCAAUAGCAAUGGCAGCGCUGGGACUGACGCGUCGUCGCUAAUGCCUCCUCCCAAGAACUCGGCUGGUCGCUCCUCUAAUGUCAUGCCUACCGAUACGCGCAGAGCGUCCAAGGAUGGCGUCGGGAUUCCGUUGUCCGAUACCCCUAUGUCAACUGCGCCGUCAUCUCCACAGAUCUCUGCAUCCGUUACCCCUCCCACUCCCGGUCGUAUCCGUGCGACAACCCUCGAUAUCCCCGGUCUGACCAAGUCCAAAGUCUCCCCCGAUGGGCGUAUCGCGCAGCGCGAUCUCGGUGCUAAGCUCGUGAUUGUCAUGGUCGGCCUGCCUGCCCGAGGCAAGAGUUAUGUGACCAAGAAACUAGCCCGGUAUCUGAAUUGGUUGCAACAUGACACCAAGAUUUUCAACGUCGGAGAGCGCCGUCGCGUCGCGGCCGGCAAGUCGCCUUCCCCUGCAAAAUUUGCUCCUGUGGAUAAGCGAAAGAGCUCUGUGCAUAAUGAUUUGGUGGACUCGGUGCGCCGACUGAGCGUCAGCGUGGGGAAUCCCAUAAACAACUCGUCAUCGCAGGAAUCCCCAGAGAAAACCAGCACGGAUAAGUCUGAUGCAGACAAGACAGACACCGACCCUGCCCUCCCGCCGCCCGUUGUGCCUGCGAAGAUUUUGGUCAAUGGCAAGGAACAAGAGUCGCAAAACGGAAGCGCCGUCGUUUCGCAGUCCGAUGCGCCGGAAACUGAGCAGGAAGAAGUGGCGAUUAGGGAAGGAUCCCCCGAGCCUAUGGACCAGACUGCGAAUUUCUUUGAUCCCCAGAAUCAGCGUGCUCUCAAACUACGAGAACAGGUUGCACUGGAUACCCUUGAUGAGCUAUUGAACUACAUUUUGGAAGAAGGAGGCAGUGUUGGUAUUUUGGAUGCGACCAACAGCACAAUGGAGCGUCGAAAAGCGAUUGUUGACCACAUCCGCGCGCGUGCCGGUUCCGAGCUUGGUAUCUUGUUUCUCGAAAGCAGCUGUGUGGACGAGGAACUGCUCGAGGCGAACAUGCGCCUGAAGCUGUCUGGCCCAGACUACAAGGACCAAGAUCCCACAAAGUCGUUGGAGGAUUUCAAGAGACGAGUUGCUUUGUACGAAAAAUCCUACGUGCCAUUGGGCGAAUAUGAGGAGCGCAACGGAAUGGCUUACAUUCAGAUGAUCGAUGUGGGCCGCAAAGUGGUGUCACACCAGACCAACGGCUUCCUGUCCUCGCAGGUGGUCUACUAUCUCCUUAACUUUAACUUGUCUCCUCGCCAGAUCUGGAUCACAAGACACGGCGAGAGUAUUGACAACCAGCGCGGCCGCAUCGGUGGUGAUUCGGAGCUUAGCGAAAACGGCAAGCGAUAUGGCCAGGCUUUGACGCGGUUCAUUGACCACCAGAGACGUCAGUGGGAGAUUUAUCAGAAACAAAAGGACCUAUUGAGACAUAUGCCGCCUCGCCCCGGCGACAGCACGCCUCCGAACCCGUCAUACGUUCCUCGUGACCGACCUCGGAAUUACUGUGUUUGGUCCUCAAUGAUGCAGCGAGCCGUGCAGACGGUUGAUUCAUUCAACGAGGACGAAUACGACGUCAAGCAAAUGAAGAUGCUCGACGAACUGCAUGCCGGUGAGAUGGAAGGAAUGACUUACGAUGAAAUCCGCGAGAAGUUCCCCGAGGAAUACGCGCAGCGCAAGAAGAACAAGCUUUUCUAUCGCUACCCUGGUCCUGGUGGUGAGGGUUAUCUGGACGUCAUCAAUCGGCUGCGAACCGUGAUCGUCGAGGUGGAGCGGAUGACUGACCACGUCCUUCUGGUCACUCACCGGUCCGUGGCACGUGUGCUGUUGGCCUACUUCAGGGGUCUCAAGCGCGACCAAGUUGCUGACCUUCAUGUGCCUCUGGGAAUGCUGUACAUGUUGGAGCCUAAGCCAUAUGGCGUGGAGUUCAAGGCCUAUCGCUACAACCCCGAGACAGAGUGGUUCGAUUAUCAGCCAGACUUUGAAAUGAGCCAGGAGAGUUACUAA
Molecule: messenger RNA, 2133 nt
Organism: Aspergillus chevalieri
Lineage: Eukaryota; Fungi; Ascomycota; Eurotiomycetes; Eurotiales; Aspergillaceae
Product: 6-phosphofructo-2-kinase PFK26
Exons: 2
Coding region: 1-2133 (710 amino acids)
Biological process (GO): fructose 2,6-bisphosphate metabolic process; fructose metabolic process
Cellular component (GO): cytosol
Molecular function (GO): 6-phosphofructo-2-kinase activity; ATP binding
Source: RefSeq, a predicted model, not a curated record